Molecule: messenger RNA, 894 nt
Organism: Oldenlandia corymbosa var. corymbosa
Lineage: Eukaryota; Viridiplantae; Streptophyta; Magnoliopsida; Gentianales; Rubiaceae
Source: the annotation of a GenBank genome assembly
AUGGAAAGGGAUAGGAAGCAGUCUGCAUCCUCCGAGAAGGAAGAUUAUAGUGUGGGCUCUCUUGAUAAUAGUGAAGACUUCAAGCUACACCCACUCUCGGAAAAGUCCGCCGGUUACUCGCCGGAGGGAUCGUCGAUUUCCUCCCAUCUUACCUCUCAUGAAUCUUCCCCAUCCUUCUCGAAAGAGGAGCAAGCCACCCCAAACUACUCGCAAGAAGAGCAAGCCACCCCUCCGGUCAAAUCGGCCUCCAAGACUCCCGAGCCGGUACCGGUGGUCAAUCGAUUUGUAACGGAGGAGCCCCCGUCGCUGGAAAAGAAGGCAGAUGCCGGUCGCCACGUCGGAAGUGUAGAAGAAGGUGGGCGGGUUGGAGAAAGUAGGAGGAGCUUCAGGCCGUCGUUGACGAGUCUGAGGAGGACAAAAAGAGAGCAACUUGUAAAGAAGACUGCUUUAGGGUUUAGGGUUUUUGGAUUUCUGUUUUCUUUGGUUUCAUUAUCUGUGAUGGCCUCCGAUAGGAAUCAAGGUUGGGCGAUCGAUUCAUACGAUCGGUACAAGGAGUUCAGGUACUGUUUCGCGGUGAGUAUGAUAGUGUUUGUGUACUCCGCUGCACAGGCCUUGGACCUGGGUUACCAAUUGAUCACCGGCAGUUCAAUUCUUCAAGGGCACCAUUACAGAUACUUUUUCGAUUUCGCCUUUGAUCAGAUGAUUGCCUAUCUUCUGAUAUCUGCAUCAUCCUCUGCUGCAACUCGUGUGGAGGACUGGGUCUUAAAUUGGGGAAAGGACAAAUUCCCGGAGAUGGCAAGCAUCGCUGUGUCAAUGUCCUUCCUCGCUUUUGCUGCAAUAGCAUCCAAUUCUCUUUUAUCUGGUUAUAGUCUUUGCACUUCCAUGUCAACGUAG